AUGCGACUGGAAAGGAUCAAUAAUCGAGGACGACACAAUUUCCAAGCAGACGACGACGAUAAUGAUAAAGAAGGUGACGACGAUGACGAGGACGGCGAGGACAAUGACGACGACGAUGAGGUGGAAGGCGAUGACGACUGUGAGCUUAGCGACGACAAUGACGGAGACGACGACUGCGUCGACGACGACGAGACGGCGUCAAUGACGACGACGACAACGGCUUCGACGACGACCGGUCGAUCAGUCCACUGGCGUCUAAAAGACGAUUCCAUAGAGGAUUCAAUCAUUGUUGUACGAUGGAUCAUAGAAAUAAUGAUGAGCUUACGUGACUUAGGCAGACAGAGAAAGAGACCCAUUCUAAUCUGGUCUGGUCGCUAUUACGAAUCUGACAUUCGAAGGUUCCCAUAUGCGAUGCGGAAUUUGUAA
Molecule: messenger RNA, 426 nt
Organism: Angiostrongylus costaricensis
Lineage: Eukaryota; Metazoa; Nematoda; Chromadorea; Rhabditida; Metastrongylidae
Source: the annotation of a GenBank genome assembly